Ostrea edulis (European flat oyster) is the source of this 570-nucleotide messenger RNA. Its product is annotated as craniofacial development protein 2-like. Lineage: Eukaryota; Metazoa; Mollusca; Bivalvia; Ostreida; Ostreidae. The record is from RefSeq and is a predicted model, not a curated record. The coding region runs from base 1 to 570 and encodes 189 amino acids. The transcript has a single exon.
AUGAAGAGAUACCACCUAGAUAUACUUGGAAUAAACGAAUGCAGAUGGACAGAUUCUGGAAAAAUCAGAACCCAGACAGGUGAAACGAUACUGUUUUCUGGAAGAAAGGAUAACCAUCACAGUAAUGGAGUUACUAUUGCUAUAUCAAAAGAGAAAGCCAAGACAUUAUACGAAUGGGCACCCAUUUACGACCGCAUCAUAACUGCCAGGUUCUGGUCAAAGUAUAUAAAAACAACAUUAAUACAAGUGUAUGCACCUACCAAUGAUGCAGAAGAAGAAUCAAAAGAUAAUUUUUACGAACAACUACAGGGAGUCAUAGACAACAAUCCAGGCCAUGAUAUUAUAAUUCUAACUGGCGAUAUUAAUGCAAAAGUAGGUAACAAACAGGAAGGAGCGGAUGGAAUUGUUGGAAAGUAUGGUUUACACUCGGAAAGGAACGAUAAUGGAGAAAGAUUUGCAUCAUUUUGUGCCAUCAACAACUUUUGGCAAUAUCUUCAACAAUGUUUAAACAUAAAGACAUACACAAGCAGACAUGGACUUCACCAAAUGGUCAACACAAGAACCAGAUAG